This is a messenger RNA of Lasiosphaeria miniovina, 1156 nucleotides long. RefSeq lists its product as uncharacterized. Gene Ontology annotation, cellular component: mitochondrion. Gene Ontology annotation, molecular function: (3R)-hydroxyacyl-[acyl-carrier-protein] dehydratase activity. The transcript has 3 exons. The record is from RefSeq and is a predicted model, not a curated record. NCBI's taxonomy places the organism in Eukaryota, Fungi, Ascomycota, Sordariomycetes, Sordariales, Lasiosphaeriaceae. The coding region runs from base 74 to 1090 and encodes 338 amino acids.
CAGCGCCAGCGCCAGUGCCAGCGCCAGUCCCAGCGCCAGCGCCAGUCCCAGCGCCAGCGAGGCAGCCGAGCAGAUGCUGCGCAGCUCGGGCGGCGGCAAGACACUAACACGCCGGCAGGUGCUGGACGGCAACCAGCUGGAGAAGCUGUGCGUGACGCUGGGGCGGCCCCCCCCUCCCGGUCUCAACCCGCAGCUGCCGCCGGGAUACCACCUCGUGUACUUCACGCCGUCGGAGCCCGAGGCCGCGCUGGGCCGUGACGGGUCCGACCGCGCCUUCAACGCGCCCGCGCCCUUCACGCGGCGCAUGUGGGCCGGCGGCCGCAUGCGGUGGCCGUCGCUUGACGGGCGUCUGCGCGUGGGUGAUCUGGUCGAGGAGCGCACACGGCUGCUGGGCGCGACGGCCAAGCGGAGCCGCCGCGCCGACGGCAGCGACAUGGUGCUGGUCGACGUGGAGAAGGAGUUUUGGACUGAGCGGGGGCUGGCUGUGGUUGACCAGAGGUCCUGGAUAUUCCGCAGGGAGAUCCCACCAGAACCCACAUCUCCAUCUUCACCACCACCACCACCACCACCCAGACCCCUCCCUUCACACACACACAUAUCACCACUCCUAACCACCAAAUCCUCAUCACACGACGUAGCCGCUGCCCCUGAUAACACCACCACCACCACCACCACCACCACCACCACCGCCACCACCAACGCCAACAAAUUCCCAUCCCGGCACCUAGUCUGGUCCGACACAGGCCUAUUCCGCUUCUCAGCACUAACUUUCAACGCGCACAAGAUCCACCACAGCGGCUCGUGGGCGCGCGACGUCGAGGGACACGCGGGAAAGGGCGUCGUAGUGCACGGGCCGCUGAACCUAGUGUGCAUGAUGGACUACUGGAGGGACAUCCACAGCCACGGGAACGACGGGAUGAUGUGUGCGAGCGAGGUCAGCUACCGGGCGGUGGCGCCGCUGUACGCGGGCGAGGCGUACCGGAUCGUUACUGCGUCCGUGCAGGACCGGGCGUACGAGCUGCGAGUUGAGAGGGACGGGGUGGUGUGCAUGACGGGCCGGGUGCUUGCGCGCCCUGCAAGCGCGUGUUGAUGGUGCAGGUAGGUCUAUCUACUCGGUGCGGCACUACUGGAGCAUGCCACUGCGCAUGGCACAAGG